Blepharisma stoltei is the source of this 2437-nucleotide messenger RNA. Lineage: Eukaryota; Ciliophora; Heterotrichea; Heterotrichida; Blepharismidae. The record is from the annotation of a GenBank genome assembly.
AUGAAUAAAUGCAAAAGCUGUCAAAGGCUGACAUUAAGGAAAUGUCGCGAGUGCCGAUAUAUUUGUGAAAGUCACUCAUUAGAUUGUAAUGCCAAAGGACAUGUUAUGAAUUCUGACUUGAAUUAUGCUGAUCAGUCUAAUUUAAAGAAGCUAGAGGAUUCUUUACAAGAAGCAAUAAGGAAAAUUGAAAGUGACAUGAAAAAAGUAAAGGAAGAAGGCAUUCGGCUUAUAAACUAUGCUCAAAGAAUUGUUUUUGAGGCUGAGCUUUCUCUUGAUGCACUGCGGAGAAGAUUUAGUUGCCAUUUAAAGGAUAUUUUAGAUUUUAAGCAACGCGUGAGAAAUAUUUCGGAAAAUGAUGAAAAUAUUGGGUUAUUCGUCCUAGAUGAUAUAUAUUUAAAAAUGAUUAAAGACCCAGCUGCAUAUUCCUCUUUUAUAGAGGAUUUAUAUAAGUUUGAAUUUAAUGAAGAAAUUUAUAAAUAUUCUGUUUUUCUUUAACUCUCUUAUUUUCUGUAAAAUUAAUUUUUUAAAAAUAAAUUAUUUAUGUUUAAGAAACUCUUACAAUUUUUUUAUACAAAAUUUUUGAAAUUUCCUCAUUAUGGGACGAAAAAUUCCAAAAUAUUGAACAACGGGAACUGAAAAAAUCCCAAGAAUUAUUGUCAGGCUUUAAAGCGCCAAUAGAAAAAAUUCGAGGUUUUCUCGACGAAAUGAAGCUAGAAGAAGGGCCUUUUCAAAAUGUUCUUCUAGAGUGUUUAUAUCUAAAUAGCCAUGGAAAAAUUCACGAGUACUUAUCAAUGGAAGAAUUUUUAAAAGAUAUCGACCAAGACGACCCCGAAGGAAAAAAACGAAAAGACACCAACCCAGAAACUUUAAAAAUUUUUUUUAAAAACGAAAACGAAGAAGAACAAAAACAUGAAGACACCGUUUUUGAGAGCGUUUUAAAGCUAAAUUCAGAAAUAACGCAAAUUAAUAUGAAACAGUACCCACACAUUCAAGCUUAUGGAAGCUGAAUUUUGGGAUCAUUAAAAGUCUUGCCAAAUCUAAAACACCUGAAUUUAGAAAAUACAGAUUUGUCCCAUAAUUUUCAACAAAUUGUGAAUGGAAUGGGGAAGUUGGUUAACCUUGAAAUUUUAAACCUUGGGUCGUGCAAUAUUAAUGAAGAUAGAGCUAUUAUUUUUUCAGAAAUUAUGCCGAACUUCAGAAAUUUGACACAUUUGUAUCUUUCUCAUAAUGAAAUAAAAAAUAACGUGGGAUAUAUUGUGAAAAACAUUGUUAAGCCACAGAAAAUGGUUUAUUUGGACCUUACUCCCCCUACGUGAGCGAGCAAAACCAUUAGAAAAAUUCCUAUUUUUUGCCCAAAAGCCCACCCUCCGCGAGCGUUAAAUUUUUUAUGAAAAAAAUAAUUGAUAUAUAAGAGAUAAUUAUUAUAGCAAAAUCUCUAGCUAAUUCUGAUUAAUUUUAAAACAGCUUGCGCUUUAAAAUCAAGUUAAAUUAAUUUUUGCUUACAAAUUGAUUUUUUUUUUAGUUCUGAAAAAAAAAUUCUAUAAAAUUUAUAUAUAAAUAUUUUAAAAGAAAAUUUUAACCCUCCUCAAUUAGCGAACAAAAAAUUUUGUUCGCCCCUAAGGGGGGAGUUAGCUUUAAUAGCAUAGCGGAAGGAUAUUUCGAUAUCUCUGAUGCUUUAUAAAUAAAAUGGCAUUCGAUUCGAGAGAAAUUAGCUCUGCUAAUUUUCUCUACCUCAUGAAUUUAUUUAGAUGGAGGUUUUCUUUCGAAAACUUCUGCACAGCAGCAGUAGUUUAACUCUAGGGAUAACCAGAGGAACUGCUCUUCAGUGCAUCAAGAGGCCCAGGGUUUUACCUCUCAGCACAUCUCUACGGAAAGUUGCAAUUAGGCGAAACACGCGCAGGAGCUGAGUCAGGGCAGGGUGACGGCAGCGCACCGAGUGAGACGUACGGCGAGGACUGGUGACGAUACUUUGAUAGAAGGCUUGGCCGGUGGGCUGACCACCUUGUUCCAAGAUGGCUCAGUGACGCCACUAGUUUAGUUAUAUCCCUAUUUAUUAGGGUGGCACUAGACAUCUUAAACACCAGAUUAAUUAAGAUUAAGAUUAUAUAUCUCUGAUGCUUUACUCAAAAUGGCUAAUCUAGAAUACUUGCAUUUAGGAGGAAACAACAUUAAGAAUGGGCUAAAUGAAAUAGCAGAUUCUUUUCUAAGCUGCAACAGCCUUUUUCAAGCACAAUUUUCUAAUAUAGACUUUUUAGACGAAAUUUAUGCGCAUGUUGCAGAUGGGAUUUCUAAUCUAAAAUAUCUAAAAGUACUGAGGCUGGCUAACUUAGGAGAAGAACAUGAGAGAAGGUUCAAAAGGUCUCAUACAGAUUGCCUUGUGUAUAGGGAAAAAAUGAACCCUAACGACAAUACUCAUGAGGUUUUAUUAGUUAGGUAA